AUGCUUCAGAAAAUUCGAAUAUAACUUAUAAUGAAGAGUUGAAUAAUGAAGAUAGGGGCUUAUGUGUUGAAAGCGAAGAAGCUGAAAAAAGCGAGUCUGAAUUAGAAAUUAUGGAACGAUACAAGAAAAAUUCUUAA
Dentiscutata heterogama is the source of this 137-nucleotide messenger RNA. Lineage: Eukaryota; Fungi; Glomeromycota; Glomeromycetes; Diversisporales; Gigasporaceae. The record is from the annotation of a GenBank genome assembly.